This is a messenger RNA of Xyrauchen texanus (razorback sucker), 6300 nucleotides long. Its product is annotated as mucin-5AC-like. The transcript is spliced from 4 exons. The coding region runs from base 1082 to 4309 and encodes 1075 amino acids. Lineage: Eukaryota; Metazoa; Chordata; Actinopteri; Cypriniformes; Catostomidae. The record is from RefSeq and is a predicted model, not a curated record. Gene Ontology annotation, biological process: inhibitory postsynaptic potential. Gene Ontology annotation, cellular component: postsynaptic density.
GACAGAUGGGAUCCACACACACACCGGAAAACGGCACACGCCACUCCGUGCAGAAUUGAUCACGACUGAGACACAGAGAAAAACAGAGCGAAGCAUGGAAGAACAGGAAAGGGAGAAUCAAUGACAGAGACACGGAGGAGAGAAGAUGCCAAGGAAUAAGCCGGAUGGGAUUUGGAAACCUGGGCACCACACACACGCUUUUGAAAAAGAACGUCCUGAGGAUUGUCACUGCAGUUUGCUCGCACCCUUGGGAACUUUCUGGUGUUCCUGUUCUGUUCCUGUUACAGGAAAUGAUUACGUGAGUGACACAAGCAAAGAACAAACAACAACAACAACAAAAACUCAAGGACAAAUAUGAGACAUAAAAGUCAACUUGAAGAGGUGCAUUCCCCAAUCCUACCCUGUGAAGAUAUGUACACCAGAGAAGACUAUACUCUCAAGGUCUGAGUUAGAAGGCGGGGCAUUAAAGGUCUCGGGAUAUCUUCUCUCGGGCCAGCCUGAAGACUGUCUCCCAUGAACAUUUUAUUUGCCUGGCUAUUUUUAGAACAAAUAGAUGCUUUCUUGUCCGUGAAACUAUGAUGCAGACGUCUACAACACACUCACAAGCUUUCCUUGCAAAAGUUUCAUACUUGAGUGUAUACCAACUCUCUACAAUGUGUGUCUCUGCUAUCUUAAACUGUGCAAGGUCACCAAGGAUGCUCAUUGAGAGUCUAUGUGCCCCUGUGGACUAAUGGGGCUGAUGUUUAAGAUUCACCUAGUCCCUCUCUUGCACAUAAAGACAUUUGCUUAUAAAGACACUUUGGGCCAAAACCAGGAUCUACUCUGACAGGAUUAGUGCACAGACUUGUACAAAAAUUCUCAGUCAUGUGACCAGAAGAAAGGACCAGUCACAUGCUCUACUGCCAUCGGCUGGUCUAUUUAUUAUUUAUUUUUUGUUACUGCAGCAUUUAUCAUGUUAAGUGAAAGUGUUCCACAUAUUCAAAUAUUCUGAGUGCUGUAACUGAUUUUUUAUUCUACUUAAUUGUUCAUUUGCAUUGAAAAAAGGCAAAAAUAAAAAAAAGGCUAAAUUGUAUUUACAUCUAUGGUUCAUGAACUGCUCUUGGAUAACAUGGUGAGCAAAGAGCCCAAUCAUUUGCCAACUGUUCGCUGCCACAACAGUGGCAACCCAGACAAAACACCCAUCACUGUGACCGUGCGCUCUGUACUGCUCAACCGGAAUUCUCCGGAUAUUGAGAGCAGACUUAAACGCAGACGAAACCGCACACAGCAGGUACGCUUUAAAGAUUUGGAGGAUGAUGGUGAGUCCAAGGAUAAAAAUGAGAAAGUGAGGAGCAAGAGUCCAACAGAGGUGCCAAACUGGCAAAAGGAGUUGACUAAUGGGCCCUCUCUGGUGGGAUCAGUCUGUGGGGACAUGGAAAAGACAAUAGGGGCAGUGACUGCAUUUUUGAAGAGAGCGCCACCACAUCCACUUACUCCUGGGCCCAGCAGACGCUGCUGGGUCCCAACGCAUCCAUGUUCGUUCACACUGCCGCUACCAAGUCUGCCAUGCAGGAGUACGGCCAUUCAAACCUCACCCAGCUUGCAGAAACCUCCCUCGCUCUCCGCCACACAGACUCGCAGUCACAGUCUGGGAGGAGGCUGGGAUGAUGAAGAUCCCUCCCUUGAGCUGAUCGCACAGUUCAACUAUCCAUCUUGUAGAUCACUGAAAAGCCUAGUUCAACCAUGUACUCCCACUGAGCAAUCAAGGUGCCAAACAACUGAGGACAAUCUAACUGCCUCUUUGAGUACAUUAACAGCACAACUCCAGCCAUGUUCCUCUGCACCACAAAAACAGUAUAGAAGGAGAGGGCGGAGGAAGUACUUAAACAGAGCAGCAAGUGAUCCUGGGAAACCCAAGCCUCCUUGUACUUCCCCAACCAAAACUUCACCCACUAACAAAAUCCACCAAGAGUCUACCCAAUCCAAGAAAGCCCCUUCCAACUCCAUGGCUGACAGAACGUCAUUGUCAGAUCUGGUACCUCCACAGUAUUCCCCAACCCCCAACUUGGUCCAUAAUAUGCCAUCUAGUGUCUCCUCCACACAGACUGAACCAAGCUGUGAUUCUAAAGACCAAACGGUCCAAGACAGCACCAAUGCACCUUUCCAAACAAGUCUUUCCAACAGUACUUCUGUAUCUCCAGAGAUAGAAGCUGCUUCUUGCCCAUCUCAAAUGGCACCAUCCCCUCUACCAAUCUCUCAAAAUUCUUCCACUUGUCCCAAAGAAAAUGCAACUGUACCAAUACAAUGUUGCCCACUGCUGACUGUAGUUUCCUCUGCCUCUUUGUCACAAACAGAGCAUGCCAGUUUUGCCCAAACUCCAUCGGAGCGUUUGUGCUCUACAACAGCACAAGUCAUGUCCACAGUCACCACAUCCUCAACACACGUCCAAUCUUACAUGUCUCCUACUGUAACUACUUGCCGUUGUUGCAUGCCUGCUGUUCAAACCAUGGCAAAUCGGAAUACUCUCCCAAUUCCUGAGUCCCACUGCUUUCUUGAUUCACAAACAGAUCCUACAACACCUGCUCAAUCCAAGCCUUAUUGCCAGACAUUGGAGGAAGCCAUUCUAUGCUCCAACAAUGCAAGCCAAAAGGAAGCUUCCUGUUGUCAAGGAGUACCUGCUGUUGCCUCAGCAAUCAGAAAAAAGACUCCAACACAACCCAUGACAUGCAGUAACGCCCCUCAUCAACCUUUCUACUCUGUAAUAUCUCCAACACAAGCUAUAAUUCCUAUUCAAUCUACUACUCCUACUCCUGUGCAAACUACUACUAUGACAUCAACACACACUUUAACACCUAUUCAAGCUACACCAUACCGUGAACAAGACAAACCAGGUUCCACAACAACCUUUAGCUCUCCUAUACAACAUGCACCAUCUCAUAAUAUUCCAACACAAACACUCCCUCACAGUGUGACGGCAUUUCCUCCAUUUCCUCGGGGGACACCCUGUGCCAUUACUCCACACAUUGCAUCACAGUUUAAGGGUCCUGUUCUAUCUGCGGCACACAUGUGCAUUUUGGAUUCUCAAAAUGUGCCCGUUCUUAUUUGCAGCCCUUCCACACAACCUGUGCCAGGUAAAACCACUGUACAAACAUUGCCACACUGCAACUCUAAUGUGCAAAAUCCAAUGUCUUGCAACAACCCCUCUCAAAUACUGCAAAAUUUUAAGACUCCAACACAAACAGUUCCACACUCCAAGUCAUUUCCUCAAAAUAUGUCACCUAUUCUUGGUCUAUGUGAGCCUGUCGUGUACAAUAGUAAUCCCCAGAAAACUGUGCCUCCCUCUGCCAAUUUCAGGCAUUCCUUAAUUCCGUAUGCUUGCCCUCCACAGACUGCUCUGCUGUACUCUAACACUGGAAUGAGCUCUUCUCCUCCUCAGGCCUUCUGCACUCAGGACAGACGAGACCGGAGAGAGUAUAUGCUCCCUCCACCACCUCCUCCUCCACCUCCUCCAUACACACCCCGCAAAGAGGGCUCCUCAACUCCAGGACAACCCAGCAAGCCUUCUGUCUCCAAAGUUGAGAACAAAAACACGGAAAAGACCAGAGGGAAAACUGGGGUCACAAAGCUAAAUGCUGAAGCAAGUACUCGCCAUAAGGGAGGUGAAACUCCACCUCCUAUUCCUCCCAAAACUAAGGCAAGAGCUACGGUGAGGCCCACCUGUGUAAGUGGUCGACAUGCAAUCCUUGGCCCUGAAUCCCAGUCCAGUGCAAACAACCUUCCCGCUCCUGCUGGGAUGAAUCCCCAGGCCUCUCUUGUUCCAGCGGAGGGUCAGGCAGACACACUGCGGCAGGUGCAGGAGUUGCUGGGAGGGCUCAUGUCUGGGGCUAAGUGUAAGCUGGACCUGGCAAAGGCAAAAGAGAAACUGUUUGGCCCAAAUGGCCCUCUGUAUGACAUUGGGACUCUGCAGUCUCAGCUACACAGCCUGGAAGGGGUGCUGGAGACUAGCCAGAACACAAUCAAGGUUUUACUGGAUGUCAUUCAGGAUCUAGAGAAGAAGGAGGCCGAGCGAGAUGGAAGACACUCGUACCGAACAGGACAGGACAUAGAGAACUGCGGCACCUGCAGAGACUGUGCCUGUAUUAUAUACAGUGUGGAGCAUGACUUCCGUCUUCAGGAGGGUCAGGUGACUCGGGUGUGGAAGGUUCCGGAGCAGAAGGAAUCAGAGCAGAGUUCUCCUCAGCUCGUCUUUCCUCCUCAGCGUCAACAGGACUCACCGCAGGCCCUGCAGACGGUCAAGAAGAGCCGCAGGAAAUGCUUCUGGUUUCUUUGAACUCUCAGUUAGCAGGAUGUGAUGUCGUUAGUCAACACAAGCCCCGUUUGAAACCAACACCGAGCCUCUUACCUUCAGGUCCUCCAAUUAUUCUCUUUCAGAGAUGCUUUAUCCACUGGACAUCUCUUGACUUGGAGCCUUUGUUUAUAUUGUGUCAGCAUAAUGUCUUCUGUCAUUUUCACAGAGGUACAUUUUUAAACUGCGAUUAAUGUUGUGGCCAGAUUUACAGUUCAUGGAGUGAGUUAAUUUAUGUCUCAAAAACUCCCCUUAAAGGAAUGGUUCACCCAAAAAUGAAAAUUCUGUUAUUAUUUACUCACCCUCUUAUUGUUUUAAUAUGCUUUAGUUUUCCAAGAAACACAAUAGGAGAAUUUUGGAAGAAUCCUCGUUUAAAAAACUUGUGUGCUACAUUUAGGGUUGCAAACUGUUUGCUAAGCGAAUACGGGACACUUGAGUGUUUUGAGUGCUUCAAUAGGGGAUGGGGGUUCCCCCUUAAAGGUAUAGUUCACCCAAAUCUCAUCAUUUACUCACCCUCAUGCAUCCCAGAUGUGUAUGACUUUCUUUUCAUCUGCAGAAACAAAGAUUUUUAGAAGAAUAUUUCAGCUCUGUAGGUCCAUACAAUGCAAGUAAAGAGGGUCCAAAACUUUGAAGCUUAAAAAGCACAUAAAAGCAGCAUAAAAGUUAUCCUUAUGACUCCAGUGGUUAAAUCCAUGUCUUCAAAAGUAAUGUCAAUCCUAUGAAUUCGACUCCCUGCCCAGUAGGUGGCCAAAAUCAAUAAAAGGAAGAAAGUGAAAGUGGAGAUUUUUAGUAAAAAAAGUACUUAAAUAUUGAUCUUUUUCUCAACCACAUUUAUCAUAUCACUUCUGAAGACAGAUUUAUCUGCUGGAGUCAUUUGGAUUUCUUUUAUGCUGCCUAUAUGUGCUUUAUGGUCUUCAAAGAUUUAGACCCUAUUGACUUGUAUGAACCUACAGAGCUAAAAUAUUCUUCCAAAAUUCUUCUUUGUUUUCAGCAAAAAGAACGAAAGCCAUUCACAUCUAGGAUGGUAUGAGGGUGAGUAAAUGAUGAGAGAAUUUUCAUUUUUGGGUGAACUAUCCCUUAAAGCAUUUUGCUUUCCGACUGGAGAAGGGCGGUCCCCCUUGAUUUUUUUCGCUUCAAUAUGAGCCUUUGAAAUGGUAAGUUUCACCAUUCGUCCGGGGGUAGGGGGUCCCUCUUGCAUGCCUCCAGCUAAAAAAUGGUACAACAGGUGUAAUUUUGUCUCGGCUUGUUUGUGACAAUUGGCAACCCUAUCUAUAUUUCAACUCUUCUGAAGCCACACACUAUUCACUGAUAAUCUUCCAUUCCACCAAAGCUUUGAAAUCCUUUUUGGUCCUUUUUGGAGCUUGAUAGCCAUGGUCACCAUUAACUGUUGUUGUAUGGAAUAGAGCUGCGUAUAAAAGUUUAUAUUUUGGUUUUGGAACAACAUGAGGGUGAGUAAAUGAUGACAUAAUUUUCAUUUCGGGGUGAAUUAAGAGUUUAAACCAGAAGCUUAGAUGAAGCUUCCUGUUGUUUUUUUGUGUCCCUUUUAAUCAAUUAUUACUACCUGAAGAGAAAUGAACUUCAGAGAAAGAUAUGACUGAUCCACAGUGACGGGAGGAGACAGGAAGUUAAGAAGAGACGUUCUUCUGGACGUUUUUUAAAGAGAGAGAGAGAGAGAGAGACAGAAAAUAACAGAGACAUGAGUAAAAAAAAGAAGGCGAGAUUGCUGAUUCAUCAUUUUUGGAGCAAUGAGGGUCAAACCACCAGCUUUUAUAUGAUGAAAAUGUUUCAAGAAAUCAGUUAUUUACUACUAAUUAUUAUUAUUACAUGCUUAACGCUUUUAUGUAGAUAAUCUAACAGCUAUACACGCACUGCAAUAUUUAAAGCAGAGAUAAUGAGAACAGAGUGGAUUUAAGAAGUGUGCCGUUUCAUUCUUUGUGAAAGCAUAAUUUCAAAAUCUAUUAAAAAGCUCUAUAAAA